Molecule: messenger RNA, 2787 nt
Organism: Nerophis lumbriciformis (worm pipefish)
Lineage: Eukaryota; Metazoa; Chordata; Actinopteri; Syngnathiformes; Syngnathidae
Gene: necab3
Product: N-terminal EF-hand calcium binding protein 3
Biological process (GO): regulation of amyloid precursor protein biosynthetic process
Cellular component (GO): endoplasmic reticulum; Golgi cis cisterna; cytoplasm
Molecular function (GO): calcium ion binding
Source: RefSeq, a predicted model, not a curated record
CGCCCGCAUUGAACCGACACGCACGUAGCUAGCAAACCUACUAGCCAACGCCGACACUGUUUUAUAAGCGCCAUAUCUCUCGAUGUGAGUUUUUUUUCUAGGUUUUAACCCAGCCGAAUUUACAAUGACGUUGAAUUACAGCUGUCAGUGUCACGCGGUGACUGUUAUGCGUUUUAAAUGGUGUUUUAUAGUGAUGAGCGUACAAAAAUGUUGAUUUUACAGUAGGAUAGUCGUCUCAUCAAACCAACAGCUGACAAAACCUUCAGUUCUGACGUGUAUUUUGCUUGUGUCCACAACGUAAACGAGCGAAUGAAUAUAAAUUGUAGACACGUUUAAUAUGUAAUACUUAGGGUUACCUUGUCUGGUUAGUUGAACUGAAUUAACUGUCAGGACUCAAUGAAGCUGUUACUGACUCUGUCCAGCAGGGGGCAAUGUUUCACAAAGGAUGAUCGAGUGGGCUUCACAGCUCAUGCAAACACCAUUAUUUACAUAUUUUUCUAGUGUUCUUAGCAGAUAUUACUAGAUCUAUUAUUGAGGGUUAUAAAGUGUGGAGUUUUUUUAGCGGUGCUAUUUAUGAGUGAAUAGCUACAAUGAGCUGUUUCAGUGGCUCCAGCAGGGGGCGCUCCUGCUGCGAUCGACAUAAAAGUUGAUGAAGACUACAGUAUAGGCAUCUUGCACACACACACUUUAGCAGCACUAACCUUCCAGUGCGUCACGCCGACAGUCCUAAACUAGCAGACUGUUUUGAAGGGAACCACCUUUUAAGAGAAGCAUGUUUUGCACGGAGGUGAUCACCAUGUGUCUGCGGUCUGCCAAGCGCCAGCAGAAGCAGCAAAGCAGCGGACGAGAGCUCAGCAUCCUUCAUGAUAUAUUCCGCCGAGCAGAUAAAAAUGACGAUGGCAAGCUGUCCUUCAAAGAGUUCAACGCUUACUUCGCCGACGGUGUCCUAACGACGGUGCAGCUGCAGGAGCUUUUCUUCUCCAUUGACGGAAGACAGAAUAACAAUCUGGACACUGACAAGCUAUCAGAUUUUUUUUCUCAGCACCUCGGGGAAUAUCUGAAUGUCCUCUCAGCUCUUGAGAAGCUGAACGUGGCCAUUUUAAAGGCCAUGUAUAAAACUAAAGAGGAGUACCAGGACUCAAGUGUUCUAGACCAGUUUAUGACCCGCUUCCUGCUGCGAGAGACGUCCAGUCAGCUCCUGUCCCUGCAGAGGUCGCUGCAGUGCGCCAUGGAGGCCGUGGAUGAGGAGAGCAGACCCUUGAAGGGAGAGGAAAAAACGACAGAGCUGCUGUCGGUGCUCACGAGUGGGCAUCGCUGUGGUUGCGGGCUCCUUGAUAAUGCCCAUUUAAACUGCCAAAACACAAGUAAGGAUGGAGGCGAUUGGAGCUCUCAAACUGCUCGGCUUCAGCAGCUGCUGGAUAAACUGGAGUGUCCAUGUCCAAAGUUGGAGCCUCUGAAGGAGGACACUUCCAACACGAGCACGUCCAACAUCCUCCUGGUGCAGAGGAAGAUGGCUGUGAGUGACGAUGACUUGGACCACUUCAGGAAAGUUCUCAAGAGCUACGUCGAUGCAACGUCGGCCCACUCGGACAACCUGCACAUCUCCGUUCAGAAGCUGCCGAAAAAGUCCUCUUACGUGGUUUACGAGUUCUGGCCAGACCGUGUCUCCUGGAUGAGCUACCUGCAGUCCAACGACAGCAAAGACUUCAAGCGCUGCAUAAUCGACAUGCUGGAGGAUGCUGAGGUGGUAACUACUAUGUAUCUACCAGCUUCCUGGUGGAUCGUGCCUAACAAUUGAACGGGGGGAGCGUCACAGCCACUGUCACACCGACGCUGGCAGUUCACCCACCUGCAUGGACGUACACACACACACACACACACACACACACACACACACACACACACACACACACACAGGGGGGGGGAUUCAAAAGUGUUAGAAGGCUGUGUCGCCGUCUUGCCUGCUCCAGCAGCUCGUUGUUUUCAGCGGCUCAUUACUGCGCUAUUACAUGGUACACAAUGUGUGUGUUUGUGUGUAUCGUUGUGUUUUGUCAUGCCUCCAAACAAGCAAGCAUGAUAAUGAUGAUAAAAAGUUGUUUUAUACAUACCGUAUUUUUCAGAGUAUAAGUCGCACCGGCCGAAAAUGCAUAAUAAAGAAGGAAAAAAACAUAUAUAAGUCGCACUGGAGUAUAAGUCGCAUUUUUGGGGGAAAUGUGUUUGAUAAAAGCCAACACCAAGAAUAGACAUUUGAAAGGCAAUUUAAAAGAAAUAAAGAAUAGUGAACAACAGGCUGAAUAAGUGUACGUUAUAUGAGGCAUAAAUAACCAACUGAGAACGUGCCUGGUAUGUUAACGUAACAUAUUAUGGUAAGAGUCAUUCAAAUAACUAUAACAUAUAGAACAUGCUAUAUGUUUACCAAACAAUCUGUCACUCCUAAUCGCUAAAUCCCAUGAAAUCUUAUACGUCUAGUCUCUUACGUGAAUGAGAUAAAUAAUAUUAUUUGAUGUUUUACGGUAAUAUGUUAAAGGGGAACAUUAUCACAAUUUCAGAAGGGUUAAAACCAUUACAAAUCAGUUCCCAGUGGCUUAUUAUAUUUUUCGAAGUUUUUUUCAAAAUUUUACCCAUCACGCAAUAUCCCUAAAAAAAGCUUCAAAGUGCCUGAUUUUAACCAUCGUUAUAUACACCCGUCCAUUUUCCUGUGACGUCACAUAGUGAAGCCAACACAAACAAACAUGGCGGAAAGAACAGCAAGCUAUAGCGACAUUAGCUCGGAUUCAAACUCGGAUU